Thrips palmi is the source of this 2235-nucleotide messenger RNA. Its product is annotated as glucose dehydrogenase [FAD, quinone]-like. Lineage: Eukaryota; Metazoa; Arthropoda; Insecta; Thysanoptera; Thripidae. The transcript has 10 exons. The coding region runs from base 323 to 2218 and encodes 631 amino acids. Gene Ontology annotation, molecular function: flavin adenine dinucleotide binding; ecdysone oxidase activity. The record is from RefSeq and is a predicted model, not a curated record.
GUCCUCUGCUUUUAAAACUGAAAGAAAUGGAUUUUUUGCACUUUUCUGCUUCUAUCUCUAGUAAAGGAUGGAUUCAGUUAUCUCUUGUUUGACCUUCACAUGUUUCUCCGUCUCAUCUCCAUAUAGUUUAACUGAUCGCAGUAGUUAACCUUGAUCUAUCACACGGAACUGGUUUCCGUGUACAGUGGUCUGCUCAAGCAGAUGACAAAAACAAAACUAGAGGUUAGAAUGUCAGAGUUGUUGAGGCGGCGGCAUACUGCUUUGCUGCAGACUAGUAGUAUAGAGACUUAUCCAGCAUUAGCAACAGUUGAUUCAGUAUAUCAUGUUGCUUGGAAUAGCAUUCAAGCUUGGAGCUAUUGCUCUGAGCAUUCUCAUAUCACUGUCAACAUGGAGCAACUUAAUCUUUAGGUGGUAUUCUCUACCCAGUGCUGAUGUUAAUAUUUUGUAUGACUUUAUUGUUGUUGGAGGUGGCUCUGCAGGAUCAACUGUGGCAGGCAGAUUAGCUGGUAAUGGUUUUAAUGUACUCCUGCUAGAAGCUGGAGGCCCUCCGCCCUGGUGGGCCACUCUAGGAACUAUUGAUAUUCCUAUCUUCGGACCCCUCUGGCAACGCACUGACCUUGACUGGACUUACACCACAGAAUCGCAGAAGCACUCUUGUGGAGCAUUCAACAAUGAGGCGAGCCUCUGGCCUAGAGGUAAAGUUCUGGGUGGCUCUGGCCGUUUAAACAAUAUGGUCUAUCUCCGAGGGCACGAAAAGGACUGGGAAUCGUGGGGCUUCUCUUCAGCAAGCCAACUGCACUACUUCAAAAAGUCUGAAAAUCAUCUCGGACUUUAUAAGACUGACACGCGUCAUCACAAUGUGGAUGGCUGGUUGCCAGUCUCUGACAUUCCUAUGACCACAGACCUUUCUAAGGCAGUCUUAAAUGCUGCAGAAGAAUUGGGAUACUUCGUUGGAGACCUAAAUACAAUGACACAGACAGGGUUUAUGGAGGUCCAAACCACUACAUUCAAUGGAUCUCGCUUUGCUGCUGAUUCUGCUUUUCUGUAUACCAAAAAGUUACCAAAUCUCCACAUAAGAACAAAUUCUCAUGUCAGCAGGGUUUUACUAGAUGGAAAUAAUGAGGCAAAAGGUGUUGAGUAUUAUCAUGUGAAUGGGUGGCAUAAAGCAAGAAGUAGGCAUGGUGUAAUACUUUCUGCCGGAGCAAUUGGAUCUCCCCAAAUCCUUUUACACUCAGGAAUUGGACCUACUGACCACCUCUCUGACCUUGAAAUACCAGUGAAAGUUAAUUCUUCUCAUGUUGGCAAAAAUCUAAUAGAUCAUGUGUCCACGGGAAGUGAUUUGGUUUUGUUAAAUUCAUCUCUCUCUUUAAGUCUGUCAAACUUGGCACAUCCCAAAUCAUUUCUAGAAUAUAUCUUGUCUGGGGAAGGUGUCCUUUCCCAUGGAGGUUGUGAGGCAACAGGCCUGUUACACACUCGCUAUUCAGAUCCGUUGAACAACCCUCCUGAUGUUCAACUUCUAAUUUUACCAGCAGGGCUGACAUUUGAUGAAGGGUCACUUCUUCGCUACAACAUGGGUCUGAAAGACAAAAUAUGGAAUGAAUACUUUUCUCUUAAGACUGAUUCACACAUAGGAGUUACAAUUUUAGUUAUAUUACUACAUCCUUGGAGUCACGGUGAGAUCAAACUGAAGUCCAAGAACCCUUUUGAUCCUCCUCUUAUAGAUCCAAAGUAUCUUUCAGACCCAAGAGAUGUUGAAGUUCUAGUCGAGGGUAUACAAGCUGUUAAGAAACUAAUCAAUACCAAAUCUAUGUCAAAACUUGGAGCUUAUUUGAACCCUAACCAUAUGCCAGGGUGUGAAAUGCAUGACUUUGAUAGCCAUGCAUAUUGGCAAUGUUACACCAGGAUGCUGUCAUACACUGUGUAUCACCCUGCAGGUACUUGUAGAAUGGGAUCUCCAGAGGAUGCUGUAGUCGACCAUUCAUUCAGAGUACACAAAACAAAAAACUUGUAUGUGGUUGAUGCAUCAGUUAUGCCAACACUUCCUAGUGCAAACAUCAAUGCAGCUGUUAUAGCCCUGGCUGAAAGAGCUGCAGAUGUAAUUACUCACCAAAUUCUGGGUAGAGACCAGCAACAAACUCCUCAGCAAACGUAUUUCUCUGUGAUGAAUGUACUUAAAAAACAUAAUUUUUGCUCACUGUUUAUCAACUCAACAGUCUAAUAAAAAUGAAAGACCAA